GAUUGGAGGAGAGAGAGCAGCGUGGAUACUGCCUGCUAACUGUAGCUUCUCUCCAUCCUGGGAGAUCUUGCCUGUUCUGGAUCUUUCAAAUCUUCCCCAGACCUGUGCAGGGAGAUUUGAGUUUGCGAUUCAACAGCGACCACUGCGUUCACGCGGGGCAACACGGGGCUGUAACACUAACCUUUUUCGAGUAAUGCCAUCGUCCCUGUCAACACGGUGAAUCCCUCACUGGUCCGUUCACCGCCUCUCAGACAGGACGGGCGGGCGAGUCGCGAAGUUAAGCAUGCCAGCUCCUGUUUCUCAUCGGACCUUGCCAGCUGGACAGCUCCUGGUCGUAUGCUUGGAGAUGGAAGCGCCUUUGAUCUGUGAAACAACAUCUCCCCGAUAAUGGCCCAUAAGAUAAGCAGUAUAAACACGGCAGCUCAUCUCUCUCCUGUGGCCCUGCUGGCUGUUUGCCUCUUCCUCUGCCAGACUCUGCCCAUCCGUGGCUUCUGACUUCUGCCAAACGGUUCCACUGGGGGCUCGGCAGCCAUGAGACUGGUGUGGAAGUCCCUGGACAAGAUGCGCUGCUUCAGGAAGCGCUCCACCAUCCCCUUCCUGGUGGUCCUCAUCACCUUCUUGCUCUUCAUCAACCUCUACAUGGAGGACGGCUACGUGCUGGAGGAGGAUAAAAGACAGCUCCGAGAGACGUCAAUGCACCCUCUGAAUUCUGAGCGAUAUGUCCACACCUUCAAAGACCUCACCAACUUUUCAGGGACCAUCAACGUCACCUAUCGGUACCUAGCUGGCACCCCCUUGCCAAGGAAAAAGUACCUCACCAUUGGGUUGUCAUCUGUGAAGAGAAAACGUGGCAAUUACCUCAUGGAGACCAUUAAAUCCAUCUUCGACCAGUCCAGCUAUGAGGAACUUAAAGAGAUCGUGGUGGUGGUUCACCUGGCAGACUUUGACCUGGCCUGGUGUGAGAGCCUGGUCCAGGAGAUCUCCAGGAAGUUCGCCCACCACAUCAUUGCUGGCCGGCUCCUGGUGAUCCACGCUCCGGAGGAGUAUUACCCAUCCCUGGAAGGGCUGAAGAGGAACUACAACGACCCCGACGACAGGGUCCGCUUUCGCUCCAAGCAGAAUGUAGACUACGCUUUCCUUCUCAACUUCUGCACCAACCUCUCUCAUUUCUACAUGAUGCUGGAAGAUGACGUCCGCUGCUCGCGCAAUUUCCUGACCGCCCUGAAGAAGGUCAUCACGUCCAGAGAGGGCUCCAACUGGGUCACCCUGGAGUUCUCCAAGCUUGGCUACAUCGGGAAGCUGUACCACUCACAGGACCUGCCACGGCUGGCCCACUUCCUGCUCAUGUUCUACCAGGAGAUGCCAUGCGACUGGCUCUUGAUCCACUUCCGGGGCCUGCUAGCGCAGAAGGACGUGAUCCGCUUCAAGCCCUCGUUGUUCCAACACAUGGGCUACUACUCGUCCUACAAGGGGGCUGAGAACAAGCUGAAGGACGACGACUUUGAGGAGGACUCGCUCGACCUCCCUGACAACCCACCAGCCACUCUGUACACGAACAUCAACGUGUUUGAGAGCUACGAUGCAUCCAAGGCCUACAGCAGCGUGGACGAGUACUUUUGGGGUAAAGCACCCUCGACGGGGGACUUCUAUGUCAUUGUGUUCCACAAAUCCACAAAAAUCAGCAAAAUCAAGAUCAUCACGGGGACUGACGACCGUCAGAAUGACAUUCUGCGCCACGGAGCGCUGGAGGUGGGGGAGAAGUUGGUGGGGACUAAAAAGGGCAGGCAGUGCAGUUCGUACGUUACCUUGGGAGAGUUUAAAAAUGGGAACAUCGAGGUUCAGGACGUGGACCGCAAGAUCUCGUUUGACAUAGAGUGUGUCCGUAUUGUGGUGUCAGCCAGUCAGAAAGAAUGGCUCAUUAUCAGGAGUAUAAGCCUGUGGACUACACAGCCACCAAAUCUGUGAGGACAGUGACUUGAAGUUCAAACUCGCUGGCACAACUCAUUUGCCUCUUAUUUAUUUAUGUAUUUAUUUACUUAUUUAUGCUGUUUUUAUUUAAUCUAUCUAUUGACUUUUUCAUUUGUAGUUGUUUGGGUUUUUUUCAGAUUCAACUGAGCUUUCAAAAUAUUGAAGACAACAUUUGUUUUGUAAUUUAUUGUUUUUUCUUUUGAAACACAGCCAGUUCCAUAGUGGGUCCUGAAUAAGGUAGUACUGGGGAGAACUGUAGUGUUGCUUUGAACAUUUGAACAGCUCCUCCUGGCUAAUUAGUUUUUUUUCUACAUCCUCGCCAUUGUCUGAAGGCACUGUUCCUGUCAUCUAGCACAGAGUCAAUAUUGCCUUGAAUAUCCAGUGUGUUGUGGCAUGAAUUCAGUCAACAGAACGUCUUGUUUUUCUCCCUCAAGUGGUACCAGGGCUGCUGUUUAUUGAAUCCGUCUUGAGUCACAGAGGUCACUUGAGAACAGUGUUUUGUGUGUGCCAUAUGUCAUUUUGCUGGUGUGUUUUCACAGACCCAAAUCUUGGAACACAGUGUUUGCCCCCUCCCCUCCCCUCCUCUCCCCUCUCUCAUCAUACCAGGAUGACGAAUGAGGUAGACCUGAUCUUCCUGUUUUUUUUAACCCCAGUACAAUUUUACGAGAGUAAAUUAAAUUGUGUUUGGAUAGGUUUCCACAAAAUUACACCAGCAACAACACACAACACACAACACAACACACAACACACAAUACACAACACACAACACACAACACAACACAAAACACACAAUUCCAAAUUGCUCCUCUCUCAGCCACAUCUAAUGGUGUUGUUUUGGUACGGUGGGCAUUGUUGUCUCUGAGAUUUAUGAAAGAGAACAUGAUAGGUGUUAUGUAUUACUAACAAAAUAUCCCUUAAACAAAACACACAACAUUCUCUAUAUACAGAGUAUAUCAUAUUUACACAACAAUCACAAUUUAAUGUGUGUUGUUACCUGCAUGUGACACAAAGGAAAUAGUAAAAACAGGAAACCUACUGAGUAGCUCUCAUCAACUGAAAUUUCUUGGAGGAUACGUUUAUUUAACUGACAAUGCAAUAACCAUAUCAGUGUUUACAUGAGGUUUAGUUGAUUGUAGAAAUCUACUGUGAAAAUUGCACAAACUACUGGAAUGAAUUCUUCCUUCUGGACCAUGCCCCCGCCAUCUCCCACCAGCACACUCAGUAUGUGAGUUUGUGGAUCUCACUGCUGUCACCGUUCAUUUCUUUUCAGAAGGCUGUCUGUCCGACGCAUAUCUCUCCUUUAUUGACUUCACAUGGUUUGCCGAAUCUAGCAAAUCCUGCAGUCAACCACAUCUUCAGUCAGGUUGUAGUGUUAUAACAUGCCCGCAACCGAUGCUACCUGACCUGAAUUAGCCAAUACAUCUGUCAAUUGGCCCCCAUUAGCUGAUACAGGCAUUCCCUGAUACUGUACAUUGACUCUCGUAUUGUACAAUACACAGUGGGGGGAAACAUCAAAUCCCUAAUACUACUGAGUCGCAUUACAUUCAACGGCACCAAGCUGUGUAUGUACUGCAAGUGUUCGUUGCUAAUCCAGUAAUCCAAAAGCUGGUGCACAAGAAGCCACCGACAGCUGAUAGCACCUUGGGACAGCGGAGGCCUGAUGGUACGCCGUUUGAUGGGAUCAUGAACUCGCUCGCUCAGCGCGUUCAAAUUCCCCGUUGCUCCCCUGCUUUUCUGCUGACCGCGGCUGAUCACACGCCUCGCAGUGACCUGCGCUCGCCCUGUCCGCCUGUCCCACGCCACGUCUGCAGCGCGGGAGCUGAGCCCGACUGACGCCUGCCGGAGCCAGGGACACGGUGGCGGGCGCUGGGUACGUCACAAGCAUUCUACUGUCAGUAGUUCUACAAUGGUUCCAAAUACACAAGUGGGCUGAACAUACACAUCUGCAUAUAAACAAGCCAUGAAUGACAAGUUAAGAUGUUUCUGCAGUUCUUCUUAUGGAAAGGUUUUAACUGUAACAGUUAAUAGAUAUGGUACUGAGAAUAAUUUCACGAGUUGGGUUGCAUUGUAUUAUGAUGUUCACUGUUUUCUUCACAAAGCACAGACUAGAUUGAUCAUGUCAUUGUUGAAGUAUGCAAGAUAAACGGUAAGUGGUGACAAGACGCUGAUAGUGUGGGUCUUUGCUGUCUUCAGCCAGAGCCGUGUGGCUAGGCUACGAUGAUAUGACUGGAUGCAUGCACUUCAACAAGAAAAUUGAACAGUGUGCCAGAGCCCUGUUGUAUUUAGGAUUUAUGGCUUGUUUAUCGGUGUCUGCUUUUGAACUUUACUGGCAAUGUUCUGUAUUUGGGUUGUAACUUGACAUGGACCAGUACUACCUUACAACAGCCGACAUCUCACAGACUAUGUGCAUAGCUGACGAGCUAAACCGAGCGUGUGAAGGUACUGUACAGUGUAGUGUUGUGUCAAAGUUCAUUCCCUGGCCCCCAAGCCCUUUGUUUGUCAUAUAGUACUGUAUGUAUAUUGUAAAAUGACAUAUAUUUUUUAUAUCAUUUCAAAAUGUUUGUGUUGUAUAUGGUACAUAAAUACAGUGUUUGAGCAGAGAUGAAUGCUAAAUCUACACGUUUCUACCUUUA
Molecule: messenger RNA, 4601 nt
Organism: Clupea harengus (Atlantic herring)
Lineage: Eukaryota; Metazoa; Chordata; Actinopteri; Clupeiformes; Clupeidae
Gene: mgat4c
Product: mgat4 family member C
Biological process (GO): protein N-linked glycosylation
Molecular function (GO): acetylglucosaminyltransferase activity
Source: RefSeq, a predicted model, not a curated record